AUGGAGUGCGAGGAAGAUGUAAAAGUGUUGAAAAUUUGUGUACCGCAUUCACUUCUUGAAAAUUGCAAAGACCUACUGCCUUACAGAACGAAGGAUGGUCCACAAAUCGGUUGUAUUUCUGCACGUGAUCGCAUUGAAUGUUUGGAACUUUUACAAAAUAAUGAAGCACAUGUAGUGGUAGUAUAUCCUGAAGAUGUAUUAUUUGCUGCAGGUUUGAGCAAUGAUGCUUUUAAAAUAAUAGCAGAAUUUAGAAACGAGAAAAAUGAUACAUUCGAAGAAGAAGAUCAAGUUCUAAUUAAAGCUUCAUCAAAAAUUAAAAGUUUUGAAGACUUAAAAGGUUUAAAAUCAUGUCUUCCAAAAUUUAAUUCGUACUAUGGAUAUAAGGUUAAUCCAUCGAUUCCAAGGUCAGAAAGAGAACUUAAGGCUUUGUCAGAUUUUUUCAACCAAUCGUGUUUAGUAGGUCCUUAUUCAGACGAUGAAAAUAUUAAUGAAGAAUGGAAGAAAAAAUAUUCAAAUUUAUGCCAACUGUGUGAAAAUCCAGUUAAAUGUGAUGAAUAUGACAAAUAUGCUAAUUAUGAUGGUGCUAUAGAAUGCUUAAUUAAUGGGGAUGGUGAUGUUGCGUUUACAACAAGAAGUGAUAUUCGAAAAUAUUUUGGUCUUUUAGGUGAUGAAGAGAAUGAAAAUGUCAAAAAUGCCAAUAUAAAUGAUUACGAAUUGUUAUGUGAAGACGGAAGUCGUAGACCGAUUAACGGAACAGGAUGUUCAUUGUUAAAGAAACCAAAUACAGCUUCUAUUACUACAACAAAAAUAACAGAUGAUCCAAUGCUAUUAAAUGGCUUAUUGUCGCAUUUGGAAACAUUCUUUAAAAAUGGUUUAAAUCAUUCAAGUGCUGAUCUUUUAAUUGAAGAGGGAAUGGAAUUGCAUAUUAAACCAACACCAGUUUCAGCACAAGAUUAUACGAAAGAAUUUAAAAAAUAUUUUGAACGAGAUGAAAGUUAUACAUACAAAGUAAAAUUAUGUGUAUCUACACACAUUGAUUUAGAAAAAUGUCAAGUAAUGGCCAAAAUUGCAUUCUUAUAUGACAUACGACCUGAAAUUCAAUGUUUUUUGUCGGAAAAAAAUGAAUGUGCUGCAGAAGUUGCAAAUGAUGAAGCACAUAUUGCUAUUAUUCCUGGCUACGAUUGGGAAAUCUUUGAAAAUAAAUAUAAGAAUUUAAAACGAUUAGCGUAUGAGAGUUGGAAUUUUCAUGAAUCUUAUAUUGCCUUAUUUAAUGGUUUCAAAAGGUACAAGUCCUCUAAAAAGUAUCCCAUAAAAUUCGAAAUGUCCGAUAAAAAAGCUUUUAGGGCUGCAUGCUUAUUUCACUUGUUGCAAGAAUACGAAGACCAGACACAGAAUUGUGAAAAUUUAAAUGGAAAUGUCACUGAAACAGAAGAUUAUAUUCUUGUUGUAAAUGCUACGGAAAGGCAUUUUUAUGGUAGGGAGCAACAUCUAUUGUGCUUGGAUAAAUCAACUUCUAAUAUUGGUGAUUUCUAUUAUUGCAAUUUGGAUUUGUACAUUCAAAAUGCUAUUUAUGUGAACGGUAAUAAAAGCGAUGCAGAAAUAGAAACUUUCAAAAACUUAAUUACCACUAUUGGAGAACAGUUUGGAAAUGAAGGAAUUUAUUCAAAUGGUUUCCAUAUAUUCGCAGAAUUUAAAGGAAAAAACGAUGUUUUGUUCAAUGAUUAUACAAUGAAUUUCAGUGAGGGAUUAGCUAAUUUUGAAACAAUGGAGGUAUUUUUCCGAGAUUUAAUGAUGAAAGUUUUAAAAUAUGACUGAGAAUAAUACGAAAUUUGGAUUGAAUAAUGCUUUUUGAAAAUUUAAUUGAUAUUUAGUGAUAAUAUAUGAGUUUGUACACCAUUUAAAC
This is a messenger RNA of Condylostylus longicornis, 1903 nucleotides long. Its product is annotated as transferrin-like. Lineage: Eukaryota; Metazoa; Arthropoda; Insecta; Diptera; Dolichopodidae. Gene Ontology annotation, biological process: iron ion transport. Gene Ontology annotation, cellular component: recycling endosome; early endosome; plasma membrane. Bases 1 to 1815 code for a protein of 604 amino acids. The transcript is spliced from 9 exons. The record is from RefSeq and is a predicted model, not a curated record.